CUCCUCAAUCCGUCUUCCUCAUCAACACACCACAAUUCCAAUCAUUGUUCAUCAUUCUUCCACAACCAUCAAGGCCUUCCUUCUUUCUAUCAACAGGAUGAAGAAGAUCGAUCAAGCUCUCUUCUCCUUCUCAGUACUCAUCCUUUUGUUCUCUUCCAUCUCCACUUUCGCCCAGUCACCCGCCGCUUCCCCUAAACCCCCACCCAAAAGACCAUCCCCCGCUGCCCCUAAGGCUCUGGCGCCGGCGCCGGCGCCGGCGAAGCCUUUGGUCCCCACAUCACCUCAAUCUCCAGACUCCUCCUCCUCUGAUUCAACCCCCGACGACAUCACAAAAAUCCUCAAGAAGGCCAAAGUGUUCACUGUUUUCGGCCGCCUGUUGAAGACCACGGAAAUCAUCAACAACGUCAAUUCGCAGCUCAUAACUGCAAAAGCUGGUGGCCUGACCGUUCUAGCCCCAGACGACGGCGCCUUCUCGGAGCUCAAAGCAGGGUUCCUCAACUCCCUGAACAACGGCCAAAAGAUCGAGCUUUUACAGUUCCACAUUCUUCCCGUUUUCGUUGCCAGCAACAAUUUCGAUUCUCUUAACAACCCGGUACAGACGCUGGCCGGUACCGAUAAUCCCGCCAGGCUGCAGCUCAACGUGACGACCUUGGGGGACAGCGUGAAUAUCACCACGGGGGUUGUGAAUGCCACCAUUAAAGGCGUGGUAUACUCCGACAGGCAGCUAGCUAUAUAUCGUUUGGACAAGGUGCUUCUUCCUCUGGACUUCGUUUUGCCCAAGUCCGCUCCGGCGGCGGCUCCAGCAAGCCUGGCAAAAACGCCUAAAACUGAUAAGGAGAAGCCAUCAGAAGACGAUGAUGGCGCGGAUGACACGGCCCAGGAAAAAUCAGGAGCGGUUGGUGCAUUUAGGACCCAAGGAGCUACGCUGAUGUCUCUUGGGGUGGCCUUCGUUGUUGCCGCAACGAUGCGGUUUUGAAGGAGAUCCAUUCGGCGGAUGCAGUCGAAUUUUGGGAACAAGCGCGACUCUCAAUCUCUCUGUUUUUUUUUUUCUUUUUUCUUUUUUAAAAAAAUUGCCUAUGUGUUCUUUUUCUUUGAUUUUUUUUUUGGGCGUUUGAGGAAGAUGUGAAUCAUUGUAUGAUUUUGUUAUUUAACUUUUAAAAGUUUAUAAUUUGUUUUCGAUGUUAAUUUUAUGUCGUCGAUAUUGUAUGGAUCAAACACUUGACUGUUGCUUAAUUAAUUACUAGCUUUAUGGUUGGAAUA
Molecule: messenger RNA, 1260 nt
Organism: Prosopis cineraria
Lineage: Eukaryota; Viridiplantae; Streptophyta; Magnoliopsida; Fabales; Fabaceae
Product: fasciclin-like arabinogalactan protein 12
Exons: 1
Coding region: 98-976 (292 amino acids)
Source: RefSeq, a predicted model, not a curated record